Molecule: messenger RNA, 6012 nt
Organism: Cavenderia fasciculata
Lineage: Eukaryota; Evosea; Eumycetozoa; Acytosteliales; Cavenderiaceae
Product: regulator of chromosome condensation domain-containing protein
Exons: 6
Coding region: 1-6012 (2003 amino acids)
Source: RefSeq, a predicted model, not a curated record
AUGAGCCAACAACAACAACCAGAGAAAAGAAAAGGUGGUGGAGGGUUCUCGCAAAUGGGUAUCAUGAACCUUACCCAUUCUCCACCAGUUAUGCUUCGAAAUAGUACUAGUGGAUCAUCAUCAUCUUCUAAUAUUAAUAUUAGUAACAACUAUAAUAAUAAUAAUCAUAAUAGUAAUAAUUCAUCAUCUUCAUUUAUAUCAUCAUCAUUUGUAGUUGGUACAUUGGGUUCUGUAAUGCAACAACAACAACACCAACAACAACAGCAAUAUGGGUCAUUAUCAACACAACAAUCAUCUGCAUUGGAUAUUAACAAUAACAACAACAACGUAGGUAGAGGUGGUGGUGGUAAUGUUGGAAUGUUAUCAUCAUCUAGCUUUACUUCUACCUAUGAUGGUAUACCAUCACCUAUCAAAUCAUCAUCAUCGUCAUCAUCAAUGUCUGGUGGACAAGGAUCAAAUAGUAGUGGAGGUCUAGGUGGUGGAGGUGCCAGUAGUAAUGGUAUAGGAUCAUUUACACAAAACUAUGAAUUAUAUUCAAUGAACAAAUUAUUCUGUAUCAAUACUACCGGUGGUGGUGGAGGUAAAAGCAAAGAACAACAACUACCAAGUGGAUCAAGCGGUAUUGGUGGUGGUAGAAGAGGUGCAUCACGUAGUGACCGAUCAAUGACAUCUUCAUCAUCAGUUGAUUCAUCUCUCAAUACAUCUGGUGGUCUAUUGUCCAAUGAUAUGGGUCCAUUAGGUGUAACUGUACUUUUAGAAGCUCAAGCUGGUUAUGAUGAUCAUUUAUUUUUUGCAAUGUUUUGUUCAAAUGAUUACUUAAUAUUUAGAUAUGUUGGACAAAGUAAAGUACCACAAUACAAAUAUAUACAAUGGAAUCGUGACCCACUAAAAAAGAUAGUAGCCAUGUCAUUUGAUCCAACUGCUCAAUGGCUUUUAUGCCUUUCACAUGACACAUCACUUGUAAGAAUACCAAUUUAUUUUAUGAUGUGUAAAAAGAUUAAUGUCUUGGAAGAAAAAACUCCUCAACCAAUUGAAAAAUCAGAUAAAUUAUCAAGUUGGGUAUCAUCAUCUAGAUUAUUUAAAAAUGUUUCAUUGGGAUCACUUGGAGGUGGAGGAAAUAAUAAUAACAAUAAUAAUUCUAAUAAUCAACAAACAAAAACCAUUCAAAGUAUGGUAACUAUUCCACCUAUAUCAACAAAAGGACAAAUAGGAUCAAGUUGUAUAUGGUGGAAAACAUCAAAUAGUGAAGAUUUUGGUAUUAUUUCAACUCAAGCAGGUCAUAUCUUUUUCGUUAAUCUAUCAACCAAUGAAUUACAGAAAAAGGUUAAAUUUGAACAUCCAAUUACUAAAAUUGAUUUAAUUAAUGCUGGUAAUGAAACUUUUAUAAUCAUUUCAACAAAAACAAAUGGAUAUUAUCAAUUAUUGAUUGAACAAAAAAUUAAACAUCAAUAUGAUAGUAUAGUGACAUCGACAUUUGGUAAUAAUUCAUCAUCAUCUUCAAAUGCAACGAUUACAUUGGUUAUUAGUGGUGGAAAUAAUAAUUCAAAUUCUCAAAAUGGAUCAAAUACAAAUCAAAGUAAUAAUAUUAACCAAAAUGGAGGUAGUGGUGGUUUGGCAACCAUUCAAUCACCGUAUCAAUUAGUGACACCAUUAUUUUCAAGUGAUCGUGUAUUGAGUGAUCGUACAAUUGAAACUCAAUCAUCACAAGAGAAUGGAUUGGUAGUAACAAGUUUUAUAAAGUCUACUAGUAAGCUAGAGAUUUAUGAUUACCUCUAUCUCGAUAAAUUCCCUCUUUUCGUAUACCAACUACCACAGACGACCACUAAAUUCUACUUUACCAAAAACAUUACAUUCCUCUCAGAGAUUGAUCACCACGAUGAUCAAGCACGUAUGAAUGUAUCGAUCAUUUCAAAUCUCGUGUCUGGUACAGCAUCCAAUUCAAAAUAUAUGAAGAAUCAAUCGAUUAUUCAAACAUUCUCAUUGGCACAAGGAGAGUUUGUUUUGGAUAUUAAAAAUUCUCUCACAGUCUCUUCCAAUGAUUUGUUAAAUGGAAGUGGUCAUCUUUCACCUUCAAAUUUUAAUAACAUUAAUAAUACAAAUACAACAGCAUCUUCAUCUUCAUCAUUAAAUAAUAGUGGUAAAUUAAAUGGUAGUAGCGGUGGAAAUAUGUCACUUUCAUCAUCUUCCUCAUCACCAUUAUCAAAUUCAUUGGCUCAAUAUAAUAACAAUAAUAACAAUAAUAAUGGACCUAUUCAAUCAACUUUUCUACCUUCAUGUUAUAUUUGGACCAAUUAUGCAGUCUAUGAAUUGAGAGCCAAAAAAACACCAGAAGAAAUCUUUUUUGAAUUAUUGUCAAAGAAUUUGGAAAAAACCGAUGGUGAAGCACUUGGUAAAACAUUUAGAAUGGAUCUACUAAGUCUUUAUGAAACUGCUGCUGAUCAUGCUUUUGAACAAAGUCAAUAUGGUAGAGCUUUAGAUUUAUAUUAUUUGUCAGGAGUUAAAACAAAAAUUGGUAGAAUGGAUAUUAUAAUGACACAUUUGAAAGCAGUUUUACAUGGAUCCGAUGCAUAUAGUGCACAUGAAAGAAAGAAAUUGACCAAUAUUCUAUUCCAAUGUUACCUACAAAGAUUGUUGUCGUCGAGAGAGGAAUUCAAAUCACUAGAGACAGAGUUUACAGUGUUUCUAACUACCAACACUGACUAUGAUGUCAUUGUAGCGUUACAAAAUCUAAUGUCUAAUGGUUUGAUUGAUUAUUAUUUCAUUGUGGCACAUAGUAGAAAAUUGGUUGGCAAAGCAUUGACUAGUUUAUUGGAAAACAAUCGAUUACAUUUGGAUUCACAAAACAUUUCAUUCUUGCAAAGUCAAUAUUGUCAGGAAUUAAAGAGUAAUUCAAAUGGUAUGAUAUUUGAUUGUCUACCACCAGAUUUCCAAGUUAAAUUGAUUCUUGAAGAUCUUGGCAAUGUACCACGUUACCUUAAACGUCUCUAUUACCUCUUACCAAUGGUAUCUGAAAAGACAUUAAUUGAUAUCAUUACAUUAUUUGAUCCAAUUACUUUUGAACCAUUUAAUUUAUCUCAACAACAAUCAACUAGUGGAAAUAAUAAUAACAGUAACAAUAACAGUAAUAAUAAUAAUAAUAAUAGUCAAGCAUCACCAAAUGGUAUUCCAACAUCACCCAUUUCAAAACAAAAUCAACAACAACAACAACAAUCACAACAACAUCUAAAUAAUAAUAAUAGUCCAAAAUCAUCAUCAGGUAAUUUAAUUGGAUUAGAACAUUAUCAUUCAAUAUCAUCAGAUGUUGAACCAUUACCAGGUAGAUCAAGUGAAUCAAUUCCAGUUAGAAAUGAAGAGUAUUUUGAAUUAUAUCUUACAUCUCUACUGCUACUACUCAAUCAUUAUAAAUCAAAAUAUGGUGAUCAAAACUUUGCAGAUUUACAACGUCAGAAAAUGAUGUUGGAGAAUCAAAAACAACAAGACAAGAAUAGUAAUAGUGAUGACGAUGACUUGGACGAUGAGGAUAAUGUGGUUGAUCAAGACUUGUUGGUACAUCCAAUGCCCGCACUUCGAUUCAAUGAAAAACAUGCCAAAUCAGUGUCGUGUGGUUGGGAACAUGCAGCAGUUAUCACCGUGGAUGGUGAGCUGUUUACAUGGGGUAACAACACGAGUGGACAACUUGGACAUGGUUUGGCCGCCGGCAAGCAUCAAUCUACACCAAUGCGUGUAGAGAGUCUCAAACAGACACCCAUCAUGAUGAUGUCGUUGGGUGGCGAGCAUACUGUUGUUAUCGACCGAUCAUUCCACAUUUACUCUUGGGGUAAUGGUAAAUACGGUCAACUUGGUCACGGUGUAUCUACUCCACACAAUCUUCCCAAGAGAAUAGAGGAGUUUGCCGGACAAAAGAUUAGCUCCAUUGCCACGGGGUACUGGCACACACUUGUACUGCGAUCGGGUGGAGACUUGUUUGCAUUUGGAUCAAAUGAACAUGGUCAACUUGGGUUGAACGAUCUCAAGCAUCAUUUACCCAUUCCAACACGUGUCAAUACUGCUGACAUUCACCAUGCUGGACAACCAACACGUGUGACUGGUAUAUUCUGCGGACACAGCCAUUCAGUACUGCGUACGUCACACGGAGACGUCUACAGUUUUGGUGCAAAUGCCAAGGGACAGCUGGGACACGGGUCGACCGAGUCGUGUCGCUAUCCAAAGCUCAUCCAGGGUCUCAAGGGCAAGAACAUCAAGCGUAUUACAUGCGGUCCGUACCACACGGUCGUCACGACCGACCUCGACUCUGUGUAUUGUUGGGGACAGGGUGAACACAUGUGUCUUGGCACGGGCAGCAACAAGAACGAGCUCGUUCCCAAGUUGGUCGAGUUGUUUGUCAACAAACGUGUCGAACGUGUCGUCUGCGGUCUCUACCACACGGCCACUCUGACACAGCCAAUGGGUGACUCGAACACCGGAGGCAAUGUAUAUAUCUGCGGCAGCAGCGAACACGGUAAACUUGGUAUUGGAGGUGACCCACGAUCCCCCUCACUCGACAAGGCGUACCCUGCCAUCAUCCCAUCGAUCAAUUCGGCCAAUGUGGUUGAUCUCGCCAGUGGCGCAGAGUUUAACGCUCUCAUCACCUCGAAUGGUGCUCUCUACAUGUGGGGUGCCGGUACACACGGUCAAAUCGGUAACGGUAAGAACCAAGACACCUGGAUACCCACACGAGUCUCUUUGAGCAGUGAAAAGAACCAAAAUCAAUUCAUAGUGGACGAGUCGGGUAGUACUAUUACUCUCUCAAGUAGUAUGCUACUCACCGAGAAAAACAACCGAUACACUCAAGAAGGAUUAGAAGAGACACUUAGAAAGAAUGCCAAUGGGUACCGUCCAUUUGUAGUGAUCAACAAGGCCAAACAAUUUGGCAAUUGGGAUGCUGUAGCCACGAUCUAUGAAGUAUUGGAAGACUAUAAAUCAACGCUAGAGUGUAGACUAUUAUCAUUGAAACAAAGAAAUUUGGAUACUGAUAAACAAACUCAUACUCUACUUCAACUUGCUCAUAAAUAUAUUGUUAAUAUGAAUGGAAAUAAUGAAACAUUUAAUCAACAACAAAAAUCAAAUAAUGCAACAACAUCAACAAAUGGAGGAGGAUCAACUUUAAUACAACCAUCAACUUCACCUUCAUCUAAUGCAUCAACUUCACCAUCUAAUAGAUUAUCACCACCAAUCAAUAAUGCUCAAGAAAUCUUACCACCUCAAUCUAACAACAAGACAACCAAAGAAAAUGAACUUGAUCAUCAACAAAUUCAACAACAAAAGACACAAGCAUCAGAGAUUUCAAAGGAAUUGUUAUUGUUGAUAUUAAACUAUUGGAAGGAGAAACAAUUGCCAAUUGAAGAAUUGGAAAAUUAUAUCAUGGCAAAUUUGGAAUACUUUUCAUUACCCUUGUCAAAUAUAUUAUCAACUUUUAAUAGUAACAGUAAUAGUAACAAGGUUGAUAAUACAUAUCCAUUGGUAUUAAAUUUCUCACCAUUACUUUAUUUAAAUGUUGUUAAAUAUUAUCUUCAAUUGAUGAAGUAUUUGGGAGAAAAGGAAAGAAAUCAUCAAAGGGUAUCUGAAAAGGUACUAUUGACCAAUAUCAAGGAGAAUCUUCAAAAGGAUAUUCAAUCACGUACAAAGAUUCAAAUUCAAUCACUUCAAAUGGAUAUGUUUACAUCACCUACCACUGCAGCUAUAGUUCCAAACUCUUCAUCUGUGAUGAGAGGAGGAUCAGCCGAUGAAUCCUACAUUGAAAAGGAUCUUGCAUUUACAUGUAAUCAUUUCUUUUCAAAACGUAGAUACUAUAGUUCCAUUCUUCCACAAUUCCAAACCGAUGUACAAAAACUAUCAAUCAUGUCUCCAACCACUCUCAAUCAUAUCAUUGAAGAAUACAACCAAAAGUGGGUAUCUCUUUCCUGUCCAGUUUGUCUUUACAACUUUUUACGUGAAUUGGCAAAUGAUCCAUUAUCAAAACAAUGGAAAGUUUAA